UAAUACAAGAAAUGACACAAGAAAAUAAAUAGAAAAAAUCAAAGCAAGUGUAUGGUAGAAAGGAGUUGGAAACCUCUUUCUCCAUGUCCGCGUUUGGAGAGCUUGAUUUGAAUAUUAUUUGCCUUUUUGGCCUAUUUUUUCUCUUUUUAAGCAUUCUAAUCUCAUUCUCUCUAAUCUCACCAAACCAUCUCUCAAAUAUUCUAAAUUCUUUCUCCCACCAUUCUUUUUUCAAGAACUCAAAACAUAACCCUAACGCAAACAAACAAAUAUAUUUCAAGAACCAUUGAUUUCUUUAUAUUUGAUUCAAGAAAAUGACUGUGCACAAAGCUAAAUGGAUAUCUAUGGUGUCCACUUGUUUUAAACCGCACGGCGAUGAAAAGAAAGCGAUAAAACCUAAGAAAGAGGUUUCGAAACAAACUUCAUUCACAAGACUUUCGAUAUUUUCUGAUCUAAGUAACCCUAGUACUUCACUGUCCGAAGAUCUUUCCAUUUCUCUUGCUGGCUCAAAUCUUCAAGUAUUCACUCUCGCAGAGCUGAAGGUGAUAACCCAGAGCUUUUCUUCGAGUAACUUUCUGGGUGAAGGCGGGUUUGGUCCGGUUCAUAAAGGUUUUAUUGAUGAUAAGCUUAGACCGGGUUUGAUAAAGGCUCAGUCUGUUGCUGUUAAGCUUUUGGAUUUGGACGGUUUACAAGGUCAUAGAGAGUGGUUGACGGAAGUGAUAUUUCUUGGGCAAUUAAGAGAUCCACACCUAGUGAAGCUGAUUGGUUAUUGUUGUGAAGAAGCACAUAGACUUCUUGUCUAUGAAUAUAUGCCACGCGGCAGCUUAGAGAACCAAUUAUUUAGAAGAUAUUCUGUAUCGCUACCAUGGUCAACGAGAAUGAAAAUUGCACUUGGAGCUGCAAAGGGUCUUGCUUUCCUACAUGAGUUAGAAAAGCCUGUUAUUUACAGGGAUUUCAAAGCAUCAAAUAUAUUGUUGGACUCGGAUUAUAGCGCAAAACUUUCAGAUUUUGGUUUGGCAAAAGAUGGUCCCGAAGGGUCCGAUACACAUGUUUCCACUCGGGUAAUGGGAACGCAAGGCUAUGCUGCUCCUGAAUAUAUCAUGACAGGUCAUCUGACAGCAAAAAGCGACGUCUACAGUUUCGGAGUAGUGCUGUUAGAGCUACUUACAGGAAGACGAUCAGUUGACAAAAGUCGUCCACAAAGAGAACAAAAGUUAGCAGAGUGGGCUAGACCAGUAUUAAACGACCCCCGGAAACUCGGCCGGAUCAUGGAUCCAAGACUCGAAGGUCAGUUCUCGGAGACCGGAGCAAGAAAAGCCGCCACAUUAGCUUAUAUGUGUCUGAGUCAUAGACCAAAGCAAAGACCAACUAUGAGAAUCGUUGUGAACACUCUUGAGUCACUCAAGGAUUAUGAAGAUAUGCCGAUCGGACCGUUUGUUUAUACAGUUCCGACCGAAACUGAUAAUAAAGAAGAUGCUAAAGAUAUUAGUGAACCUAAGAAAGAAAAUAACGGGCAGCAUCACCAUAAACAUCCGCUUCACAAUGGCCAGAGACGCCGUCAUAAAACGCCGAGGUCGCCGGCGAUUCAUUCGGAAGGUGAUUUGCGUCAAAACCAUAGACAUGGGUUGCACUCGCCUUUGCACCCAAAUGCCAAAGCAGCAUAGAUUUAUUAGUGAAACUGUAAUUACAUUAAAUUUAUUUACAUUAAUCCUAUACUGUAAAUAUCCAUUUUUUGUGUUUUUUUUUUUGGUGAAACUUGCAUAUUUUGACAGUUAAAUUAGGCAUGUAAGUGUAAGAUUAUUGUUUGAGGAAUUGUUUCACUACUUCAUAUUUGAUUCU
Mercurialis annua (annual mercury) is the source of this 1836-nucleotide messenger RNA. Its product is annotated as serine/threonine-protein kinase RIPK. Gene Ontology annotation, molecular function: ATP binding; protein kinase activity. Lineage: Eukaryota; Viridiplantae; Streptophyta; Magnoliopsida; Malpighiales; Euphorbiaceae. The transcript has 5 exons. Gene Ontology annotation, biological process: protein phosphorylation. The coding region runs from base 312 to 1661 and encodes 449 amino acids. The record is from RefSeq and is a predicted model, not a curated record.